AGUAGCAACGCUAUGCGAAGUAAGACAUUUCUCACUGCGUAGCAUUUGUUGUCAUAAAACAACGUCAAAACAUAAACAGUGACCGGUGUUCAAGAAAAAUAUCGUUAAUAUUUGUGUUGAUUUUGCUGUGUAUUUGUGGAUUUAUUAAAUAUGGAUAAAACGACAGAUUUAGGUUCCAACAGAACUGUCAGUUCUAAAAAGUUCCCAUUUACUUCGGUUGAAAGAGAGCUGAUUGUAAAACUGGUACGGGAGCGGCCUGUGAUUGAGGACAAGCGUACAAACGCGAGGAACAUUGAAUUGAAGAAGCAAGCAUGGGAGGAUUUAACAGUGGUGUACAAUUCUCAACCUUACGUCUCACGAAGGCACACUCAUCAGUUAAAAAGAUGCUGGGAGAAUAUAAAGACCCUAAGAAAGAGAGAACUGAGGCAGAAGUCAAGUUUGAAACGCACUGGUACACACCCUGAUGAUAGUUCCGCAGUGUCUGAUAACUUCGUAGACACAAUCUGUCCAUUUAGUAAUGUAGGAGUCCCAGGAGUAAUUGAUUCAAAUACAAUUGAAAUGAUAGUCGAUACUCAUGAACCAGAGUGUACGACGAAGCUGGAACCAGAUAAUCGAAGUCCAUCUAUAACAGACAUUGUACUGGAGAGUGAAAGUAUAUUAAAUGAAAACACUAACGACUCGAGGAAAAUAACAUCAGUGGUGACUGAAAAUGGACUAGAUGAGAGUGUUUCUUCCGAGCCAAAUAUGAUUUACAAUAACGAAAUCUUCUCCACACCCACAAGUAAAAAGAAACUUGAAAGUGAAAUUGAAGCUAGAAUCAAACGCACUACAAUCAAUAUGCAACAUGACCAGGAGUUACAUGAGUUGCGGAUGAAAAGGGAGAAGAUUUUGCUAGCCAGAGAAAGCAAUCUAUUACAAUUUGAAAAAAAAAUACAAGAAUUGCAAAUUCUAAAGGCUAAAUUAGAAAUUCAAUUGUUAAAUAAACAGUUUAGAAAUAAAACUUCUUGAUAUUGCGAAAUGUUUUAUUUUUUGGAAACUAGCAAACCCGGCGAAAUCUGUUUUGCCACCGCGGCUUCGCAUAUUUUUGUAUCAGAGAUGUCCGUUUUUCUCUUGGAUUUUUUUAUGAAUUUUCUUUGCUAUAAACCUCACGGAGCCCGAGACCUUUCUAACGAAUGCAAAACCGUAGAAAUCGGUUCGUGCGUUCUGGAGUUAUAGCGUCAGGACGGAAAACCCG
This is a messenger RNA of Spodoptera frugiperda (fall armyworm), 1234 nucleotides long. RefSeq lists its product as uncharacterized. Lineage: Eukaryota; Metazoa; Arthropoda; Insecta; Lepidoptera; Noctuidae. The coding region runs from base 151 to 1008 and encodes 285 amino acids. The transcript is spliced from 4 exons. The record is from RefSeq and is a predicted model, not a curated record.